Messenger RNA from Bactrocera oleae (olive fruit fly), 4947 nucleotides. The record is from RefSeq and is a predicted model, not a curated record. NCBI's taxonomy places the organism in Eukaryota, Metazoa, Arthropoda, Insecta, Diptera, Tephritidae.
UCUAAUCUUUUCGCAUGUGAAUGUGUUUGUCCUUUAAUCCAGUUGUACGCCUCGAGUGUUCUCUCAAUGCAUAGUUGUGUGUAGUGCUCGUAAACUUCUCGUGUGGAAAAUGUAAACAGCCUACAAUAUAUCAGUACCUAUUUGCAAUUCAAUGAUUCAACAACAAACCCUUUCCCCUUGUGUUUUCUUUUCACCGCAUUCGUGUUUGUUUUACUUACCACAACAAAACCAAAAUCAAAAACAAUAAAAAUUUCAAAAAAUAAAAAAAUUAUAAUAAAACCAAAACGCCAACCACAAUAUAUAGUCCACCGGUGGUGGCAAUCAAUCCACUGCAACACCAACAAACACAACACAAUCGUCAACCUGCAGCGAAGGCAGCAUCGACGAGCACAACGAAGAUGAGCUCGAAGACGUGCAAGAAGUCGAGGAGGAAAACAUGGAGGAGCUCUAUGCUGAGGACGAGGAAGUAGUGAAGAAGAAAGAUGCUUACAACGUUGAACUUACGCGAAAUGAUGAGUGGCUGGCAAUAUCGCCCGCCGAUAGUGCCAGCGGCAACAACAACUACAGCUGCAACGCAGCAGACUCCAUAGAGGCUACCGACAACGCAGACGAUUCCCUAGCGGCCAAUUACAAUCUCGAUAAUUGCAAUGCCAACACCAAUAUCAGUUCCAAUAGCAAUGGCUGUGCCGGCAAUUUGUUUUAUAAUACCAAUAUUAAUGUGAAUGCCAACACCAAUCCCUGCACAAGUAGCAACAACACAUCCCCAACCAAUUGUAGUGCCCCGAAUGUUAAUGCAACGCCUAAUCGCAAUCGAUGUAACAUUUCGCAAAUAAAUCAAAAUCAGAAUCACAGCCACAAUCUUAAUCAGAAUCUGAGUCAAAAUCAAAAUCAAAAUCAAUAUUUGGUUCACAAUUCGAAUUCGAAUCUAAAUUCGUUAGCACAAAAUCGCAACCAAAAUUCUAUGCCAAAUUCCAAUACGAAUGCGAAUGUGAGCACAAUUCACAACCACAUGAAUCCAAGUAUUUCCUCCAGUCUAGAGAUAAUACUCUCACCUAUAAUACAAAGUAGUCGACGGGCGCAAUAGUCGGCGAAAUGAGCACGGAAUUAUGAGAAUUAGCCAAAUUCAAUAGACGUCAAUAGCCGUAUGUAAAGCAGCAAACAACAACGCCAACAACACGCGCUGGCAAACUAACUACAAUAGAGGGAGCACUAGCGCUCGUCGAACAACAGCAGCGGCAGCUAAGUGAGGAUUUUCCACAACAACAACAAUGCCAAGAAUAUCACGAAAUGAGCGAGCAACAAAUACAGCCGCUGGCGCCGCCGCCAAGCGCAUUUUGCAAACACUGGCUACAACAACAGCAGCUGCAGCAUCAAAAACAACAAAAAAAUAUGCAACAAGAACAAUAGUAACGCGUGUAGCAAAAAUACAAGCGCGCUUAGCGGCCGCAACAGCAACGAGAACAUCCACAGUGGCAACAGUUGCAUGCAACAAGCACUGCUCUACACAGUUUCUGCUAAAAUAUUAACUAGCCCAGCAACAAGCAUGAAGCAAAAGGCAGAACAUGAGUGCAGCGGCAGCAGCUGAAGGGAAAAAGUUAGCAAAAAGCGUGUAUUUGCAGCCAGUGCAGUUGAAUAGUUUCGUUGCGGCACCCACAUGGUUGCGGUUGUGGUAAAAAUAUAUAUGUAAAUAUGUAGAUGUGUAUGUGUGUGUGUGUGUGGAACUUGCAACAGAGAACCGGUAACUGGUAAAAUAAGUGCUAGAAUUUUUUCCAAAAUAAAACACACAAAAAGAAUAAACGAUUUGAAAUAAAAUGUUGCAAGCAGCCGCAACAACAACAAUAUAAACAAAAAUAAUAAAAAGAACAACAAUAACACAACAACAUUGUUAGCAAGCUGUAAGCGAUACAAGCUUACAGUAAGUACGCACACAUCAUUGGCAUGCGUUCAGUGUUUGUGUAGUGUAGCAUAGUUUCAGGCACACUAUUUCAAAAGUUGCAAAGCUACUUAUAUUUCGUCAAGUAAAUUGGCAGCAAAGCGAAGCAACAGCAAAAUAAAUGUUGUAUAGUUGUAUCUUGUUGCAUAAAUGCAGAAAUAGUCUAAAAUUUGUUUUCAUUUUGUUGCGAAAAAACUGAAAUAUUUGAAGAAAACUUUACUAAAGCGGAGUAUUCAGAGCUGUUUAAAUCCAGUUUAUUCAUAAACCUUUUUACAAGUAGCACAUAGUUGCCGAAAAUUUAACAAAUCAAAAUAUUUAAACGAAACUCUCAACAAAUAAGCAUUGCACAUAGAAAAAGUUUCAUAUUUCUCAGCAAAUAUUUAUAUAUUAACUUACUUUAGCAUUACUUUUAACAGCUGAUGCCCAAGGAGGCCCCUCGUUAAAUAUGCUGCCAUUUCAAGAGAACUAAUACCCAAUUUAAUGUCGCUGCGCGUCAGGGCGUGACAACGACCUCCAUUAAAUACAAAGGAAAUUGAUUUUAAUGCAAUUGCUGAUGUGAGGCGAUUAAACAUUUAUAGCACGCUUCUAUCUCUUCGACUUAGCAGCUGCUUUAUACGCAAUUGUAGAGUGGACUUUUAUGUUUCAAUCGUAAAAGAAUUAAGUGCUGUUAAGCAGAUAUUUUUAUUAUGAGAUCUUGCACAAGUAAAGGAUAAAGCUUCAGAGUAUAAAAAUAUUUACAGAAUUACAAACUUGGCACUGAAAAAGAACGAAAAUAAAAAUUUUUGAGUCUUCAAUAAAUUUUCGAGAUUUGUAUAUCAUAUGUUUGGGAACCCGAAUUGUUUUUACGGAUCCAUGAACUGUUAUUUAGAGAAGUAUUAUUUUGUUGCUGACAUCGUACACAAUAAAGAGUUCUUACAAUAGGAAAACUUGUCUUCAAUAAAUUACGUGGAACUGGGGUUUGUAUGUUCGGGAUCCUGAAAUGUUUCGAAUUGGUAUUAGUUGUUUCCUAUAAUCGCAUAAAAAUAUAUUUUUUGGGAAUUUGUAAAUUGUAAAUUUUCGAAGUUACUACAGCCGAUCCUUAAAUAAAUGCAAGGAUAUAUAACGGGAAUAUACAGUUGUAAUCUUUUUUUUUUUUUAAGCAAUAUUUAAAACACUUCAUCGCAGCCACAUUCGCAACAAUAAAUUCCAUUUAAAUGAUUCUUAAAAAUGAAAAUUUUUAAAAACUUCAAACCAAAAGCAAAAGUUCGUUCCAGAAUACGCGAUCAGACCCAUUCCAGUAUUUUCUUUUUUAUUGACCUAAGCUCAUUAUCUUAUUAAAUUUAUUUACCUAAUGUGCUUAUCGUCUGCACUAAAAACACAGUUCUUCUAUGUACAAAUAAGGAAAGAGAAAAACGCAGAUAUUCAAAUUGCGCCAAAGGUCUUCUGCAUAUUAUACGAAAAUCAAAAAAAAACAGAGCUUUUAUUUAUUUUUAAUUUUUCUAAAGUGAACUAGUUAAAGCGAAACUACUUAUGGUCUACUGCUGCGCUCUUAACAAUACACGAAAAUAAAAGCAAAAGCGAAAAACUUUUCAAAUGGAACUAGUUAUAAUUAGGCCAGUUGCAGGCCAGGAAAAACAAAGCAAACGUAAAAAUUUUUCCAAAGCCAACUACUUGUGGAGCAGUUACUGACUAGUUGCGUACUUUUUACCACCCAUCUUCCAACUGCGCAGCUACAACUAAGCAUUUCAUAAUAAGCUAAAGAAACGGAAAAACACAAACAACCCUGUAUGCAUAAGACACUAAUUGCUAUAUGUAAAAAGUAUCUAAAAUAAGUCUCUGUGCAAAUAAUUGUUCUCAAAAGUAAUAUAAUAUAUAAUAACUGCCAACCACACUCGACUACAAAUUGUUGCUUCUGACAUUUACAAGCAAAAUAAAUCGCUAUUGCAUUUGAGAAACAAGCUUCCUAUAUUCAUUUUAGCGACAAAUCUAAUAAAUAUGAGCGUUGUUUUGUUACUUCAAAAGGAUUAAAUGUGAAAAAGAAUGCAUAAAAUAAUCAAAAGAAAAAUCAAUACUAUUGAAAAAGUAUUUAAGGAAAAAAUUUCAAUUAAAUGUUGCAAGGAUAUGUGUAUAUUUAGACUUAAAAGAAACUUACCAAUACCAUGUAGCACUGCCAUCAAAACUUUUAUAUAAGCAAAUCAAGUAUAUAUGUAAUGCUAAUGAAUAAUAAUGAUUAUUUUUUAAUUAAACUACAACAGUAAUCAAAUUGUCUAAACUUAUGUUUUAGCAUAAAAAUCGAUAAAUCAAACUCGUAAGCAUAUUUUAAUCUCUUAUGUUAAGUCGUAAAUAAUGAAUUUGUCAUAAUUAAUUACAUAAGUAAUUGAAAAACUAAUCAAAAUAAUAAGCAACUAAUUUAUUAAUCAAACGGUGUGUACUCUCACUACUUACUAAUUACACAUAAAAAAAAUCUAAAUAAUUGAGCAAUUAUUCAAUUAAACUCUACUAAAUGUCACAAUAUGUCAUAGUGUUAGUAAAAAUAAAUGUAGAAAACCGAAAAUCGAGCAAUUAAAAUUUUAAAUUUAUGUGUACACGAGCGAAUGAAACUAUACUAAGCGCGUACUUGCGUCAACAUAAUGCGCCAUUCACACUGAUCAAUUUUAAAACUCACAUAUAGCAGAAGGCCAUUAAGCCCACACCCAUGCAUAGAAAAUGAUAUGGUGAAUUUAGUUUAUGUAUUGAAACGACACACGCUAAUUAUAUACUCAACUUAUACUAAGGAAUGCAUACUUAAACACUUUGAUAAUUAGUUGUAAGCAGUUACUAAAAAUUGUACUCGUAUAUGUGUAAGUGAAUAUAAAUUAGUGGGCAUAUAUAUGUACAUGUGUGUGCUAUAUUUAUAUAUGUGAAUGCAUAUGUAACUAUGUUUAAGUCAACAAUAUAAUACCAAGUAUGUAUUUUUUACUGUUUAGUGUUUUAUGAAUGUAACUUUUACUUGAACACGAUAAACGAGUUUGAAUAAACGUCUUUUAUACAAAUAA